This is a messenger RNA of Knipowitschia caucasica, 231 nucleotides long. The record is from the annotation of a GenBank genome assembly. NCBI's taxonomy places the organism in Eukaryota, Metazoa, Chordata, Actinopteri, Gobiiformes, Gobiidae.
AUGGUCAACAUCAGGGCUGGACUGGCCAUCGGGCGUACCGGGCAAUGCCCGAAGGGCCGAUGCCCAUAUUUGGGCCGGGGAGCGCGCGUGUCCGCGGGGCACCUGCUGUAUGUACUCGAACGGGAUUCCAUCGCCUCAGCGGCCGCAGUGUUCCCGCAUCCAGCGGCUCUGAGCUGGACGCAGGAACCGCUCACCGGGAGCCGCUCACAACACAACACGGUGAGCGCGUAG